Zingiber officinale is the source of this 2981-nucleotide messenger RNA. RefSeq lists its product as uncharacterized. The record is from RefSeq and is a predicted model, not a curated record. Gene Ontology annotation, biological process: rRNA processing. The transcript has 13 exons. Bases 103 to 2751 code for a protein of 882 amino acids. Gene Ontology annotation, cellular component: nucleus. Lineage: Eukaryota; Viridiplantae; Streptophyta; Magnoliopsida; Zingiberales; Zingiberaceae.
GUCUUCAAUUUGUUCGUUAAACCCUAACCCCGCUGCUUCGUUCCCCCGCUCCCUCCUGCCAACCACUCGCCUCCUCUCCGCCGCUUCCAAUUCUCUCCUUCGAUGGCGAGCAGAGCCCAGAUUCCGAACAUCGAGGGCCCCCGGUUGAAUCCCGUCAGGAUCCGGUUACUAUUGACGGGCUGCCUCCCUGAGGAAAGCCGGCCUACUCCAGACCGCAACCAACUCUCCAUCAUCCUUUCUGAUAUCAAGACCUACGGCCUCCUCGACGAGCAAGUCCAUGACCCCUCCGAUGCGAAGCUGGUCGAGGAGUGGCGCAACGCCAUGGAUGCCUGGACAGAACGCGUCAUCUCGUUGGCAUCCAGUAAAAUGCCAGACAAAUGUAGUGUGGGUCUGUCUUUGCUGGGGGUGAGUUGUGGAGAGUGCAGCUCUGAUCGUUUCAUGGCAUCUUAUUCUGUUUGGUUCCAGAAGAUACUAUCAAUUAUUCAGCUUCCAUCCAGCACCAGUUUUGUAAGAAUGGCAGCUUGUGCUGCGUUAUCUGAUCUGUUCACCAGGCUGGCUGAUUUUUCCAACUUAAAGAAAGAUGGAAUAGCUUUUGCUGGAAAGGUUAUACUGCCAAUUAUCGAGUUGUUGAAUGAGAAUGGAUCAAAUGAAGAAGUAGUUCUUGAAUUGUUAUGUACCAUCCUGAUGUUCUUUCCUUCAUUGCAUCGGCACUAUGACAAUGUUCAAGCUGCUCUUGUCUCGAAGAUUGUGUCAUCAAGAUAUAAUGCAAAUUUAUCAAAGAAAAUAGCCAAUUGUUUGGCACUUCUUCCCAGGGCAAAAGGUGAUGAAGAUACCUGGUCUCUUAUGAUGCAAAAAAUUAUAAUAGAGAUAGAUAUUCUUCUUAAUGAUCCCUUACAAACACUGGAAGGAGAAACAAAAGGUUCUUCAGUUGUGAGAUUAUUGGUUCCACCUGGAAAGGAUCCCCCUUCGGAGUUGGGUAUACGAUCAUUAUUGAGAGAUGUGACAUAUCAACCAACAAAAAGAUUUCGCUACUUGGUAGUCCCCGUAGUUGACACUCUGAUUAAGUGUUGUUGCAUGAUGCUUACCAGGCCUUAUACUAUUCAGGUAAAGGUUCCUAUUGCGCCUUUGCUUGCACUGAUUCAUAAAGUGCUUAUGGUGGAUGACUCAUCACAUGAAUCCUUAACUCAAUUCACAACUGUCUUGAAUCAAGAACUUGUAUUUUAUCAAUUUCCAGCAUUACGUUUGAGUUGUUUGGAUCUUUUAAUUGCCCUUAUAAAGGGAGUUAGGAGCCAACUCAUACCACAUGGUGCCGCUGUUGCACGUAUUCUGACACAAUAUUCCAGGAAAGCUACAGUACCAUCUCUAAGGAUAAAAUUGUAUUCAGCGAUGGGGUUCUUAUUGAGAUCCAUGGGAGUUGGAAUGAGUUUGUAUCUUGCUCAAGAUCUAGUCAGCAAUGCUUCUGCUGAUCUGAAUGAUCAUCCUGGAAGCAAUACACAUAUAUCAAAUCAGCAAUUGUCUGGGGAGCCUGAUCAGGCUAUUACACAAAGUCGCCUAAGAAAAAGAAAACAUUUCUCUGAAUCAGCAACACAACUCCCAGAUGGUUCCCAUAAGCAGAGUGUCGUAAUCAGCUUAAAACCAUCUGCCCCUCUUUCUGUAAAAACUGCUGCACUUGAAGCCUUGCAAGCUCUUCUUACGAUGGGUGGUUCUUUGAGAUCAGAAUGUUGGCGGUCAGGUGUGGAUCAUUUGUUGAUUACGGUAGCUAAAAAUGCCUGCGAUAUGGGAUGGGCUUGCGGGGGGAAGUCUUCAGUUCGAAAAACUGAAUCAACUGACUCCCUAGUUGCUUUUCAGCUUGCGGCCUUACGAGCUCUCUUAGCAUCUCUGCUUUCUGCAUCACAUGCCCGGCCUCCUCACUUGUCGGAAGGGCUUGAAAUUUUUCGUAGAGGAAAAUUGGAAACCGGAACAAAACUUGCUGCCUGCUGUCAAGAUGCACUACUGUCCUUGGAAGCUCUUAUCCACCCUCGAGCGCUUCCUUUAAUACAUACCGAAGAUUCUAGGAACUCCACACUUAAAGCUUGCAAUCAGAGGUAUCAGGGAAAUACAUUUUAUGGUCAUCUGAAUCUAAACACUGCUAGUUUUCCAACAGUCGAUGUAGGUGCAACGAAUGGUAUGGAUGAUGAUAAUGGUGAUGAAGUAUUGAAUGGUUGGCUUCGUGGUGACAACGAAGAAGAGAGACCUGUUCAGCUUUCUCACACUCCUAUCACAAAGGAAGAUGCAGUUGGCUUGACUAAAGAUCAUGAGUUCAGAUUAAAUAAUGGAGAAUCAUCAAGAAUAAAUAUUGAUGGGCCAAGCAAUGUAGGAGACAUCAAUGUGCAGACUAUUGUUGCAGCUGAGACCGACAAAGCUUCUAAUGAAGACAAUAUUGCUGCCUAUGUUGCCCAAACGAAUGAAGAGGAAACCAAGAACAAUAAUCUCAAGAUAUCAGGCACCACAAAUGGGGAAUACCCCAGUAGUUCAGGAGCUCCAGUGAAAGUAGGAACGAUUUCCGACGAAACUAUGACAGCUGUUUGUGUAGUCGAUGGAAAGCAGCUCCAAAUAGGGACAUUCUCAAAUGAAAAUACUAGCGUUCCCAAUGUUUAUCAAGGCACAGAUGUGCCCGAUAAGAGAAUAGAACCAGCACCUAUGUAUGAUUCUGAUUCAGUUUCUCUUGAUUCACUACCUGGUAUCGUGGAUGUCGAUCCUGAUACAGAUUAGCUAACACCAUCUAAGCCAGAUCCUGCUAUGGUAAUUUAUCUUCUCGCCUUUCUGACUUAAUUUUCCUUCGUGAGAUUAUAAGAAUUUUUGACAAAUCAAGAUUUAUAAUUCUAUUUUUUUCUUAUCAAAGAAAAGAGACGGGUGUAAAAUAUUUUAGAAUUUUUUUUUAUGGAUUUCUUUUGGUAAACAUCUGUUGUACUAAUAAUAUUUUAGAAGUUCUUUUGCUCCCA